CGUCGGAGGAGCGCGCGCAUCGCGUCGCGUCGCGCAGGCUCUUGCGCACAGAGAGGACGGAGCUGCGACACGACGGCGAGGCGAAGAGACGCGUCUGUGACGGUCAGAGAGGAUGCUGUGAGGAGAGCAGACAAAGAGCCGGGCAACAGGGUGAAUAGAUUUUUAAAUAUAUAUAUUUAUAUACGGUCACAAUGAGCGCGGUGAAGGCUGGCAUCGAUGGCAGGGUAGACAGCGGCAGAGGAGGCUUCGCUGACGGCAGCAGCAGCGUCGGUGGUGGCGGCGGUGGAUGCGGAUCCCCGAGGCUCCAGCAGUGCGCACAGCCUCCAAACAACAGCAACAGCAGGACCAAAGACACCAGAUAUUACCACCACCAGCAGCAGCAGCUGCAGCUGCAGCAGCAGAAGAACCUCGGAGGAUCCAUGUGGAAACAACCAUCCCACUGCGAACCAGCCGACGUCGUGCGACGGGCGCUGGACUUCAAGUGCCAGGGCACACAGUGCUACAAGGAUAAGAAGUACCGGGAGGCGAUCGGCAAGUACCACCGCGCUCUGCUGGAGAUCAAGGGGCUGUGCAGGGUGCUGGGAGACCCGGACCCCAGCUCCAAGUCCCCGUCCUGCCUCCUGCCCACCACCAUCAGCAAGUUCACCACACUGACAGAUGAGCAGAAGGGGGCCAUGGAGAAUGCAGAGCUGGAGUGUUACAACAGCCUGGCCGCCUGUCUCCUGCAAAUGGAGCUGGUGAACUACGAGCGGGUGAAGGAAUACUGUUUAAAAGUGCUGCACAAGGAGGGGAAGAACUUCAAAGCUCUGUACAGGUCUGGUGUGGCCUACUACCACCUGGGAGACUUCCAGAAGGCCCUGUACUAUCUGAAGGAGUCUCAUAAACAGGAGCCAUCAGACACCAAUGUCAUCCGCUACAUCCAGCUGACGGAGAUGAAGAUCCGCAGGAAGGCCCAAAGGGAAAAGAAGGAGGCGACAUAAACACAGGCUGGUGUCGGGCCGGGUGACUUCUGAUCAGCUGUCGUAAAUUUCUGCCCUACUUUGUUCCACUCAGACCAAACCCAAUCGUACGGCGUGAAACAGUUUCAUGUUAGCUUUUGCUUUGCACAGCAUCAGAUGGCCGGUUAUAUUACUGACCUCCACUAUUGUGAGCUUGAGGCUGGUUUUUUUUUUAUACAUAAAACAAACUGAUUUGGGGUUAGUUUUUACUCAAACUACAAAGUGAUGCACUGCCAGUCCAAACACUGCACACACAGGCCAACACUUGUGACAAGUACAAGAACAGCACGCAGCGUGAAUCCAGCAUGUCUGCAGGUGAUUGUUUACAUUUAUGUUUAAAUUAGCACCGUCCUAUGCACAAGAUGUAUUUUACAGGGCACGGCAUAAGAACACAGUUCUUGUCUGUUAGUUGUCUGUGGUUUUUUGAAUUACUAUAAUCUAUAACAUUUUAAUUAUUUUAUUUUAUAUAAAACUUUAAAUUAUGUCUGAACAAAAGGUGCUUACACCGAGUGGUUUUAUUAAAAAAGAUGCAUUGAGACAGACUUCAGAGAGCACACAGUUGCCAGUGGCAGUAUAGGGUAUACGGGACAUAUCACAUCAUGUAAAUAGGCUACGUAAGAAGAAUUACAGAAACAAAUAUGAAAAAACAAGCUACUUGUGUAACUGAACGCCAAAACACAGCACUUAAUUCAUUCACAGCAUUUCCUAUAUCAACAAACACUAUAUGUUUACUGUAAAGGUGUGUGUGAAAUAAACGUGUCUGUUGAUUGAAACAGUCUCCAUUGAUUUCUUCAUUGUAUAGGUAUUAAAAUUUGUUGGGAUCUACAACUGGAUUUUUUAAGAUUCAGUGAUAGUAUGGGAUUUAAAUAGAAAGAUAUACUAUGGCCAAAGUGCUUUUCAUUUUUGCAAAAUAACAAUAAAAAGCUUCUUUGUUCAG
Molecule: messenger RNA, 1935 nt
Organism: Cynoglossus semilaevis (tongue sole)
Lineage: Eukaryota; Metazoa; Chordata; Actinopteri; Pleuronectiformes; Cynoglossidae
Gene: ttc9
Product: tetratricopeptide repeat domain 9
Exons: 3
Coding region: 192-980 (262 amino acids)
Biological process (GO): protein folding; negative regulation of apoptotic process
Cellular component (GO): membrane; endomembrane system; mitochondrial envelope
Molecular function (GO): protein binding; protein folding chaperone
Source: RefSeq, a predicted model, not a curated record